UCUGAAUAUCGCGACCUCCACCAGCUCUUUAUACUUAUUGCUCGUACGAUUCCAGAACAUCAUCGUUGUUCUCAUCACAUUAACUACAUUUUAGCUUGCAUGUUGGCUCAUGUUCCUCCGCCUAUCACACCUAUUCAACAUCUAGCGACCUUCCAUCAAGGUAAUAUUCCCCCGCAAACACCAUCGGUCAAGGACACUCAAUUACCACAUCAAGAAUUAGGCGACGUAGGAUCGUGCCGUCACAAUCCUGGAAGCCAGAAAGCUUCACAUGCCCCCUCGGCCGAGAACCCCAUGUGCUCAUCUACCCAACGUGCCUCAGCUCCCCCCCAGAACAAACACCUACCCCCAGCAGUUCACGACACCUCCAAGCCGAGGAGCGCAGGGAUCUUACCCCAGAUUCCGCCCUUCCUCCCCCCUGAACACCCCCGCUGA
Molecule: messenger RNA, 432 nt
Organism: Colletotrichum tamarilloi
Lineage: Eukaryota; Fungi; Ascomycota; Sordariomycetes; Glomerellales; Glomerellaceae
Exons: 2
Source: RefSeq, a predicted model, not a curated record